This is a messenger RNA of Gossypium raimondii (Peruvian cotton), 2008 nucleotides long. Its product is annotated as DEAD-box ATP-dependent RNA helicase 10. Lineage: Eukaryota; Viridiplantae; Streptophyta; Magnoliopsida; Malvales; Malvaceae. The record is from RefSeq and is a predicted model, not a curated record. Gene Ontology annotation, molecular function: nucleic acid binding; ATP binding.
UUGUUUUUUUAAAGCUACCCCACCGCUUUUUGAAACUCUGUCUGAAACAAAGAUGGCUGAAGGAAGAAAUAAAGACGUUCAAAGUGUUAGCUUUAUGCGAGGAAUUAGUGGAAGCCUGCGACGAAAUAAGUUGGAGAACUCCUACCAAAAUCCAAGCAGACGCCAUGCCCCACGGUCUUGGAGGGAAUGAUUUGAUUGGGCUUUCCCAAACGGUACCGGUAGAACGGCGGCGUUUACUCUUCCCAUACUCCAUGCGCUUUUGGAAUGCCAUUCGAAACAAGGAUAUACAUGUGCACCUGUAUUUUUUGCUUUGGUGCUUUCCCAAACACGGGAGCUUGCAAUGCUGAACAAUUUCAAGCUUUAGGAUCCGGGGAUCCGGGUUUGGCCUAAAAUGUGCUGUUCUUGUUGGAGGGGUGGACCUCAUGCAACAACAAAUUGCCCUCGGGAAGCAGCCGCACAUUAUUGUUGGAACUCCUGGACGCCUCAUGGAUCACCUAACCAAUACUAAAGAUGAGGCAGAUAAGUUGCUGAAUGAGGAUUUUGAGAAAGCACUUCAUGAUAUUUUGUAUGUUCGGUACCCAUAUUUGUUUUCUGCAACCAUGACCGACAAGGUGAAGAAGCUGCAAAGGGCAUGUCUGACAAACCCUGUGAAGAUUGAAGCUGAACAAAAAUAUUCUACUGUUGACACGUUGAAGCAACAUUUUUGGUUCGUAGCUGCAAAGAACAAGGAUCGUAAUGUAAAGGCAGUCUUCAUUAGUGGUCAAAUGACUCAGGCAAAUAGGCUAGAAACCUUGAAUAAGUUCAAGUCUGGGCAGUAUAACGUACUUGUCUGCACUGAUGUGGCUGGUAGAGGACUUGACAUUCCAUCUGUGGAUAUGGUUGUUAAUUAUGAUAUCCCCACAAACCCUAAGGUACACAUCCAUCAAGUGGGUAGAACAGCUCGUGCUGGAAGAUCUGGUCUUGCUAUCUCACUAGUGAAUCAGUAUGAGCUGGACAAUAAAGUUACCCGAGUGUCCUGCUUUAGAGGAGGAAGUCAUGCAAUACUAUGAAGAAGUCGCAGAUUCCAGAAGAAAAGCACAGACGGUAAUCUAAGUUCCUUUUAGUUUUGUCUAUAUUUUCAUUUUUUAUUUGAAUAUAACCAGGAUUGAAAGCACUAUUUUCAUGUUUCAUACUUAUUUUAUUUCGUCCCAAAGAGUUACUUAAAUCGUAUGCAGAAUGUCUCCCUUGUAAAGGAUUCACCAAUUGGUUAGUAUUUCUUGUUCUAUAGUAUUUUGCUUUUUUUUUUCUUUUUUUUAUUUCAAAGCUUUUUCGUAAACUCAUUUAUUGGGAUGACACAUUGUUUUCCCAAUCAUUAAAUUUUGAACAUCUCCGCAGAAACUCAAAGAAAUGAGAGGCACAAGGAGGAGGAGGGGCAGAGAUGACAGUGACGAUGUAGGAAGAUAUCUAACCAGCAAAGGCUAGUCCUCCAACAGAGUUAAAGAUAAAAUAUGAUCGCCUGCUUGUCAUGUUAUUUAUAUCUCCGUUUACAUUCUCCCGAUUUCCGACUAAGUUGUAUUUGAGAAUAGUAUAAUUUUUUUUAUCCAGGGUAAUGACUUAUUUGGCCCUUCAACUUUAUAAAAAGGCCAUUUCAGCCCUUUAUUUAAUUUUUAACCUCUUUUAACCCUUGAACUUGGAUUGUUUAUCAAAUCAUUCCAAACAUGGAUGGAAAAGGUAACAGUUGUUAACUUUGCUGAUGCAUCCACGUGGCAAUCCACGUGUAUGUCACAUGAGCAAACUUAACAAGCGUAAACUUUUUUAUCUAUUUUAGGGUGAUUUGACAAACGACUCAAGUUUAAAUGCUACAAGAGGCAAAAAAAUUUAAAUGGUUAAAAUGAUUUAUUUUGUAAAGCUGGAGGUUUAACCUUUGUUUUACAUCCAAUUCAUAUUAUCUCCUUAUGGAUAAGGAAAUGUAAGAGAUGCAUAUAUGAUAAAAAGGAUGCCACAAGCAUUAAUCUUUGUUCUUUUGAAA